GAAUGGUGCAUCGCAGAGGAUACCUUGGUCAUACAUACCGACGCGCGUCCUCAUAGCCACAUCGCUCCGAAGAAUGACGUCUAAAUGCCCGAGAUGCGAGAAGCCCGUGUUUUUUGCUGAGAAAGUGAGCUCCUUGGGGAAGAACUGGCACCGUUUUUGCCUGAAAUGUGAACGGUGUAAUAAGAUUCUCUCUGCCGGCAACCAUGCUGAGCACGAUGGGAUGCCUUACUGUCACCAACCAUGCUAUGGAAUGCUGUUUGGGCCAAAAGGUGUGAAUAUUGGGGGGGCAGGGUCUUAUAUCUAUGACACGCCCCCUCAGACACCCGUCAAUAAAACAUCCGAGAGCUCUCCCACUACACCAUGGACCCACUCAAACUCCGACAGACAACACAGCAAAGUGAUGCCUGUCCAGGUGAAGACAUUUGCUGGUGAAACAUCUCUGUGCCCUGGCUGUGGGAAAGUGGUUUAUUUUGCGGAGAAGGUGAUGUCAUUAGGCCGUAACUGGCACCGACCCUGUCUGCGCUGUGAGAGAUGCAAGAAAACACUGACCCCUGGUGGCCAUGCUGAGCAUGAAGGACGGCCCUUCUGUCAUGUGCCUUGCUACGGGUACCUGUUUGGGCCAAAAGGUGUGAACAUUGGAAAGGUGGGCUGUUACAUCUAUGAGAGAGACAUAAUGGAGGAUGAGAUUCCUAAUCAGUCUUAAAAAAGAUCUGCACAUCUGCAUGCACCCACACACGCCCACUCAUACACACACGCAUGCACACACACACACACACACAGACACACACACACACAGGUUGGAUUCUAUUCAUCCUGAUUUUUAGAAUAUAAAUGUAUCAGUAAUGGAACAGUUCUAGACACUUUACUGAAUUAUUUAAGACUAAAUUACACUAUUUAUGUGGUACACUGCAUGACUCUGAAAGCAUUUUAUUUGCAAACACUUACAUUACAUUACACUUACUUAUUCAGUCAUGAAAACACACACACACACAAAUGCAUUUCCAUGCCUUUGUGAUGCAUGUACCCCUUUGGAGACAUAUGUGGAAACUAUGUGACAUCACCUUAAACAUUACUGUUUUCAUUGUUGUAAUUAUUACAUAAUGCUACAAUCUGUUGUAAAAUAUCAAUACCAUUUGAUAAAGAUAAUUUCAGAUA
Messenger RNA from Chanos chanos (milkfish), 1155 nucleotides. It is a transcript of the gene crip3, whose product is annotated as cysteine-rich protein 3. The record is from RefSeq and is a predicted model, not a curated record. Lineage: Eukaryota; Metazoa; Chordata; Actinopteri; Gonorynchiformes; Chanidae. Bases 74 to 703 code for a protein of 209 amino acids. The transcript has 7 exons.